Messenger RNA from Porites evermanni, 5953 nucleotides. The record is from the annotation of a GenBank genome assembly. Lineage: Eukaryota; Metazoa; Cnidaria; Anthozoa; Scleractinia; Poritidae.
CAGUUGGCUAUAGCAGCAAACGACUGUCCUCCCCUACAAUACUACAAUGGUACAUCAUGUACAACUUGCUCUAAAUGUCCUCGAGGCUUCGGGGUUAAGACCAAGUGUACAGCUCUGAAGGACACAGAGUGUCAAGACUGUAUUGCUGGGUAUGAUUAUUCAGGGACAAGUGACAUGACACAGUGUAUCAAGUAAGUUAACUCAAGCAAUAGAUACAAUAAGAUUGAUGGCGCGUUUUCCUCAUUAUGUUGUUUGUUUGAUUUAUGAUGCUGAGGAGAAAGCCGAUGAGGGUUUACACAAAUAGUCACAGAUAGAAAUCUCACAGAUAGUUACAAUCAUCUAAGCAUUCCUUAACUUCGUCCCCCCCCCCCAAAAAAAAAAAAAUGGAGCCUUUUAACACCAGGGUCUUUCUUUGUUUCACAGAUGUUACGACGGUUCAAAUUGUCCCGAUGGAAAUCAUAAGGUGAUAAGUAACUGUACAAUAUAUUCCCCAACCGUCUGCAGUGGUUGUAAAGAGGGAAACUAUUUUGACAAGGGCACAGGAUUAGACGGGGGAUGUGUGGAGUGUUCAAAAUGCGCCAUUGACGAAAUGGAGACACAAAAGUGUAGCACAGCGCAUGACCGAAAGUGCCAAAAGAUGCCAUCGACUACGAGCGAAUUAUGGGUCCCAAGUAAGUAUAAUACACAAACAAACGAAAUUGGCAUAGUCUCUCCCUUUUCUUUCAGUCUUUGCCCACUCUCUUAGUCCACUCGCACUCGAGCUGAUAUUUUAAAACCCACGCUCGAUCGGACACUUCUAGCUUCGCAGAUCACUAAAAUGUAAACAAAAUCCUCAAUGUAGAAGUUUUGGCGUUGAUAUGUGGGCAGAAAAAAAGUUAAUCUUUAUCUAGUAAAUCUUCCCCAAGAUCGGUUUCAAGGCAACCAUAGUUUUCUAAAGUUGAUCGUUUCGCGCAGAUUAAUUUUGCUUUGUGUUGUCAAGUUGAACAUGCAUAACACCUGUUAAAAACCUACGCGUAAGUAGGAUUUCCUUCAAACAAAGUUAAAGUUACAUUAUUGCAACAACUUCUUUCCAAUUAUGUAUAAUAUUUAAUUACCGAUUCAAGUCACUUUAAGGACCAUAGACGCCACUUUAAGCUGGUAAAGAGAUGCGACAAGCAAAGAACAAUUCCAUCAUGCAUAAAAUUCAGCUUAAGUGAACCAAAAAAAGCUUCAAUAAGGUUGCAAAACAACAAAUUUUCAUUAAAAAAAAACAUAAGGCUUAAGGCUCUUAUACCUGAUGACAAAGAAGAAGUGAAUUUUCUGUACGGAAGCAACCUACCCAAAGAUCUUAAAAGAAAAAGAUCAGUUGCAAGCGUCGCAGCCAAGCCAUGAUUCCUGCCUACUUAGCUAGAUUAGCUACUUUUUUUUAGUAAUAACUGGUCAAUGCGAGGGUCUUCAUUCAAGCAAAUUAAACCCAGCAAACUGAAUCAUUAGAAAAUACAGAAAACUGCACAUAAGGAUUUGUUUUGCUCUCUUCAGUCAAAUCCAGCUCCAGCAAUUGUUUACGGGAAAAGAGUCGAUUGUUUUGGAGUCACUGCCGGCAGUUGUCGUUCUCCGCUACUUCACAGCGAGAGAAAGGAAAAUUUGCGCUAUACAGAAAGAUAACAAAACUAUGUACUUAAAACUGAAAAAACUAAAGGAAAAAACUCUGACUACUAUUACUUGAGCAAAAGAAAAAUUAUCGAAGUAGUCUUUUCUGCUGGAGUAAGCUUGCUGGCCUUCUAAAGUUCCGAGGAAGUUUUAAGCGCUCAAGUUUGUUCACUCGCAAGCGUUAGCAUUACGGUUCUUUGACAUAAGACAAGGAUAAAGCUGGUUCUGCAAAGGUAAAUAAAUCUGGGCAUUUAAAAAAGCUAACCGUAACUACUAAUAACAGAAUACAAGCGGGUUUUAAUUCAGUCCGGCGAAAGAAGGCGAAGCACUGGACAAAAAAUCAAUUCACAAAUCGAAUGCUCAAUUACUGACAAUUAUCUGACAAUUAGAAAAAUACAAACCUCUUUGGAAAUGUUCAAAACGUUUUGUUCCUCCUCAGACUGACGGAUGAUCUGCUUUUACUGUAACAUUGGUUGUUCUGAAUCCAAAGUAAUUUUCAAGUGACGAAAAAACAGCAACAACAACAAAAACAAAAAAAAAACCCUUUACAAGGAUCAAACGUUCGCACCUCGUGUAUUUCAUUCAGUCUUAGUCAGAACUCUCACUGAACGAGACAAACAAACGCAGGCGAUAGGGGAUGCGCAGAAGCUUGCGCAGAACGUUUUUCCGCCCCGAAAGACCAACAUUAACGUCACGCAGUCUCCAGUCUAUCACGCGGCCAUUUCAGAAACGUUUUCGUGAAGUUUUCGGAAAUGCUGGGAUUUUGAUCUUUUAUCUUUCUAUAAAGGCUUGGGAAGAAAAAUCUUUACCCAAAUCUCACUUAGGAUGGUUCUUUUUAGUGUUUGGUGAAGGUAAAGCGACAAAAGAAAAUAUGUCAAUUUUUUGUUCAUUUGACCUUUAAAACGAGGGAAAUCUUUUAAUCGUGAGAAAAAAGAAAGAGUGUACAAAGGUUUCUGCAGCCAAAUUUUGCGAUUACAAAUGAAUUGUUGUAAGGACUGCAUGUGUCAACUAUACAUCUUCUAGGGGCACCCAAAGACUUCUUUCUAUAGAAUAACCGCGUUGUUUAUUUCGAAACAUUCGGUCGUUGGAUCCUCCUUGAUAUUCAUGUUACUGAUCUGUCGGUAUCAGGUACGGCUGGUCAAACAAAUAUCACGAAGACACCGCGGAGCGUUCCCAGUAGCACGACUAUUGAUUGGACAAAAACCUCCGCAACUGAAAUUCCUGAGCCCGAAGAGAGACCCUCAGUGAGCCAAAAAUUAGUUUGGGGACUAUUAUCUGGUGUCCUAGCGGCAUUAGUAAUCGCUCUCGCUGUUGCGGUGCUAUUAUGUUGGAAUAGAAGUAGAAGUAGAAGAACACGUAAGAAGGACAAAGAAUCCAAUGGUUACGCUCAUCAGUCCACUCCAUUAAUGCAGCAGCGUAAGUAAAUAUUUAUACUUUUUAUAACAGAACAUUAUAAAAGGUUAUAUAAAUAUCUUUUUUUUCUUUUUAUCAAGCGUUUAAGGUGGCUGAACGUAGUUUUACGGGCGGUCAGCGGUAACUCGCGUGACGGCGAGUGUUAAAAUUAGACAAACAAACAUGGCGAUAAAAGCAAUGGUACACAGAAGACGAUUUCUCAAAAUCUACUAAUUAAAAUUUUGUGAUAUUUGGCAGAAAUUUUACCUUUAUCGUAUUUUAAAUAAUGAGAACUUUAAAAUGGAAGUUGAACAGACGAAUUUUGUGACACAUUUAAUAAUUACAGUACAAUUAUAUCAUUGAUUAUCUGAAAACCUGUCUGUUAAAAUUUGGUCAAAUAAGUUUCAAAUGGUAAUGAUUAAUUAUAGUAAACUGUGUGCAAGUUCAUAGGAAAAUCUAAUGAGCGAAUUUUAUGAAAACUGAGCAAAAGUGAAAUUUUAAGGUUGUAUUCAAUCGUUCAUGUUGCCAUGGAAACUAUUAAAACAUCACAUUUGACCUGUCAAUCAAAAUCUUUCAUCAGUAUAUUUUUCACUUGCCACGUUUCAGCUUAUGAGCUGCAACCUUUCUCAUGCCAUGAUUUGGCAAAUAAGAUAUACUCACAAACUGCCAAAACUGUGUUCAGCCACCUUAAUACUCAAAGCAAAUAUAAUUAAAUUACUCGUUUCUUGACAUUAUACAAAAAGAAUUCUAAGUAUUAAAUAUUUGAAAGAGUGAAAAAAAAAAACACUUGGUUAUAUGAAAUGGUAAGUCUUAGGUACUUCAUUUUGAUAAAAAUAAGUCAUAUGAAAUAUCAAAAAAAAUUCCAUGACUUAAGACAAUUUGAAACAUUUUAAGAUGAAUGUAAGUUGAAGGUCUUGUUAAAUUUAGAGAGGGUGAUUUUGAGAACACGGGAACUGUUUUUUACCAGUUAAGGGAAUAAAUUUUUCAGGAGCCAGAAGUCCUCGAAGGUCAACUGAAAUAGUGAGAUUUUACAUAUUUCGAAGACUUUUUUUACGCUUAAUACCAAUCUGCCUGACGGUUAAAACGGGUGGGCAGUUUGACGGCUGUCGGUCGACUGCUAUGAGACCCGUUAUGAAACCUACUAUGAAACGGCGGCCAUGUUGGUGUCCCCAACCAAUUUAAACCUUUUUCUAACUACAUUUAUUACAUUUAUAACUUAUUUUCUUCAUUGCAUUUAUUUUUAUUAAUUUUAUUGUAUAAACUCUUUUUGUUCAAAUAAUUUGCAUAACUGCUGCCCACGUGAGUGAAAAGGCUUUAUAUGAACGAAAUUAAACCAAGCAUAUUUUAAAAUUGUAUUCUGAAUCAACUAUAAGAUGGAAUCACAUUUAAGAUAAGAGAACGCUAUAAUUGCAUGUUAGAGAGCGUUUGGUUUCAUGACUAAACUUGUUAUUAAUUGAUUCACUAAUAGGAAUAGCAUCAACAACUUGUUUAAGAACCGUAAAAGAGUAAACCUGGCCCAGUUAAAGGAAGUUUUCGUCCGCCUAUAAAAAAGUCCACAACCGAUCUCAUUCUUGCCGUAAACUAUUUUUAAAGAAAGAAUUGCAUAUUAGAAAUUCCUUGUUUCACUGAAUUACUACUGACAGUUACUACACUGAAGUUGCCAAUUCAAUAUGAAUUCUAGGCCCUCAAUAUUCUUAAAAAUUUCAGUCAUUUCACUUCAUUAUUUUUUAAAUUUCAUAGUAAUGUUAUCACAAUAUAACGUUUUUCUUUUGUUUUUUUCUUUUCUCCCUAGGUGGAUUGGAUACAUUAAUUUCAAAUAUAACAACUCUUGACAGAAAGUUCAUAACCAUGCAGCUGAACAAAAAAGAUACUCAUGGUAAACUUGAUCUUUUUUAUUUUAUUUAUUUUUUUUUUUCAGGUUUUUAGGGUUAAAUACUUGAGACUCUCUACGACCGGGUAUUUUCGACGAAAUCGAAGUGGCGACGGCCGUUGUAGUGUUGAUGAAACGAUGAUAGCGGAGAUAAAAUUAAGCGAGCGAUGGCAUUGCCAUUCUGAUCAAAUUUGUCAGCGUUUGUCGUGCUAUGACGGCAAAUAAAUACACCAGAAAGUGUGUUGCAAGUUCAGGGUUUUUGUUUUGCUUAUUAAAUCGGUUUUCUUAGCAAUUCUCUCGUUCCUUCGUCGUCGUCAAUUCUUGAUAUGCGACGAUUUGAUGGAAGCUCGCGACCAAAAAUAAAAACGUCACUCCGCAGGUACCCAAAGAGAGGCCCAUGUUUUAUGCGAACAGAUCACUUUGUUAAAGACUUACACAGUUUGCAGUGUGGAGAGCUGAGAAAUGAUGACUAAGCUAAGUCUGGCAAGCUGAAGGUCUUACAGAGGGUCCCAAGUACGUUUUUUAGGGUUACACUCAUCGUAUAGGAAAGUCACAGGGGUCAAAUAUUUAAAUAAUUCCUCUAAACAGUAUACUUUGAAAAUAAUUUGAUGACCGCGCGACAGAUAAUACACUGACGAUUUUUAGAGUUGCGCUGUUUUUGUGUGCAGUAAGUAAAGUACCUUUGCAGCUCAAGAGGCGGCCGUUUCAUUCAGAUUAUUCGAAAGGCUUCUGCACUCAACCAAGAUUCCUCUUAUUUAUAUACUUAAAAAUGUACCAAGAGAUACUGUUUUCAUUUUAGGGUAUCACUACUGGAAAUAUUUUGCCGACUACGUUGGAUUACGGGACGAAAGCCAAAACUGGGAACAGUCGGAAAAUCCAGGGGAGAAAUUUCUGGAGGCGUUCUCUGAGAAGGAACACAGCACAAUUGGAAAGCUCAUUGAGGCAUCCGAGAAGACGGCUGGUCUGCCACUAUUCGUUAAUGAGUUAAAAAAUAGGUUUUCAGCGGCAAACCAGAGUGGAAGCGUUGAAAAUUUGGCUCCAAAUGGAUCUACAUGGGUGUAA